Molecule: messenger RNA, 318 nt
Organism: Penicillium vulpinum
Lineage: Eukaryota; Fungi; Ascomycota; Eurotiomycetes; Eurotiales; Aspergillaceae
Product: Cytochrome P450 E-class group I
Exons: 4
Coding region: 1-318 (105 amino acids)
Source: RefSeq, a predicted model, not a curated record
AUGGGGGUUUAUAUGGCCCAGAUGCCAAAAUUUUUCAUCCAGAAAGAUGGAAUGAACACUAACUACGACAUACACAGAUGCAACAACCUGGUGUUUGGGGCAGGUACCUCGUUGCAUUGGCCAGCAGGUGAACUAUAUUACGAGGUUUCUCUUAGCGAGAUAUACAAAAUGGUACCACUAUUGAUUCACAAAUUCGAUUUUGGUUUAGUGGACCCGAGUAAAGACUGGACGACUCAUGACUUCUUAUUCAACAAGCAGAGUGGCAUUCGGGUCAAAUUCAAGUAUAUAACUGCCGCCCCACCUCGUCCGUCCCUUUAG